ACUACCAUCAAGCAAUUUGUAAAAGCCAGACCGGUGGCGUCAUUGCCUCCUCUAUAGUGCGCGCAACACCACGACUCUCCUGCUGCAUUUAUUCACAGCUUAUUCUCAAGUUGCUCUGUGGCUCCCGCACACUGGAGUGAAAGCAAACCUGUCCGUCCAAGACUGGUCCUCAUAACACAAUGCGUGUUUGUUCGAUUUAUGUCACUCUGGCACUUGGAUUAGGAGGUUUUGCGCAAGAAGUGUCAGAGACAAAUAGAGUUUUUUCUACUCGUCGCUGGACUGAUGGUGUUGUAAAAGAGAAGGUAUUGUGCCGCGCGCUCCCCCUACACCACUUCUGUAGUAUACUGUCUCCACUUUCACGCUGGGGAGGAAUCCUCUCCUCCUUCACAGAUGUUGCCGGAGAGCAUUUUCUACCCGCAACUUAGUGUGCAGCUCAGAUGUUGCCACGGGGACACGCGCUUUGGUGUACUCAGACCACGUCCAGAUAAUCUCCAUUUACAUUGGCCUAUACUCUUCAAGAUACCCAAGAGUUCCCGUUGUGUCGGCUGUGCGUCAUUCAUGCCUGAUUAGACUUGUAGUCUGACGUCGCCGAGCACCAUUCAAGCAAAACACCUUAUACAACGUUGAAAAUAUAAAUUGAUUUUGUUUUCUUCCCAAAAGCCACCCAGAGUGACGAAAACCACUUUUUCCAUAAAGACUUGGAUCAACAAGUUGCCUCCAGUGCGUAAUUUCCAUCUAAACGGGGUUCGAGCAUAAUCCGCGACUCACGUGAUCGACAAAUCACUUCAGCUGCAAAUAUUUCUCAUUUGUCUAGAGAAAUAAGCCCCGGACCGUCGGCGGAGACACAUCUUGUCCGAUUACGGCGGGAAUCGGGAGAUGACCGCGGGUCCAGCUCCAUGCCUCGCUGCGUCUCCAGAUGCUCGGCUGGCCACCACAUGGUAACUUUGCGCACACAGCACGCUGGAAAGAUGACAUACAGAGAAGGGAUCUGAAUGAAUGGGACUGAGAUUUAUUCGCAUUUCUCUUCUCGCCUCCCCCAGACUGUUGUAUGUGUUGUGUACCCUGCUGGUUGAGGGUGUCUCACGUUAUCAGAUAUCGAUUCAGCGGUGGGUAGAUCCAGAGAGGAACAGCAAAUGUCGAAGAAACGGAAAAGUCCUGACGACCAGGGCUUUGAGGAAUCUCCACCUGCAGGAUGCAGCGACCAAGGCUUGACAGAUGAAAAAGUGAAGGCCUACCUCUCGCUGCACCCGCAGAUGCUGGAUGACUUUGUGUUGGAGAGUGUGAGUGCAGAGACGUUGGACAGAUGGCUGAAGAGGAAGACCAGCAGCAGGCCUGCAGAUGACACAUCAGCUAAAGAAGUCAGCAGGCAGUACCAGGACACAAAUAUGCAGGGUGUGGUGUACGAACUCAACAGCUACAUGGAGCAGCGCCUGGACACUGGAGGAGACAACAAACUCCUGCUCUAUGAGUUGUGCAACAUCAUCAAAACAGCAACGAAAGCUGAUGGAUUUGCACUUUACUUCUUGGGAGAAUGCAACAAUAGUUUAUGUUUGUUCACUCCAACGGGGGCCAAGGAUGGCCCUCCAAGCCUCAUCCCCUCCGGCCCCAUCGCAUUUGGGACAACCAUUGCCGCUCAUGUUGCCAAAACUCGCAAAACACUGCUAGUAGAGGACAUCAUGGGGGACGAGCGCUUCCCCGACGGCACAGGGCAGGACUCAGGGAUCCAUGUUCACUCUGUCCUGUGCCUCCCCAUCCUCACUGCCAUCGGGGACCUCAUUGCCAUCCUGGAGCUGCAUCGGCACUGGGGCAAGGAGCCCUUCAACCUCAGCCACCAGGAGGUUGCAACAGCUAAUUUAGCGUGGGCGUCAGUUGCCAUUCAUCAAGUACAGGUGUGCAGAGGCCUCGCCAAACAGACUGAGCUCAAUGACUUCCUACUAGACGUGUCAAAAACAUACUUUGAUAACAUUGUGGCAAUAGAUUCUCUACUUGAACAUAUUAUGAUAUAUGCAAAAAACCUGGUGAAUGCGGACAGGUGCGCACUCUUCCAGGUAGAUCACAACAACAAAGAACUGUACUCUGACCUGUUUGAUAUUGGGGAAGAAAAAGAAGGCAAACCUGUCUUUAGGAAAACCAAAGAAAUUAGGUUUUCUAUAGACAAGGGAAUAGCUGGCCAAGUGGCUCGGACAGGGGAAGUCUUAAAUAUCCCAGAUGCCUAUGCAGACCCACGGUUCAACCGAGAGGUGGACCUCAAAACCGGCUACACCACACGGAACAUCCUGUGCAUGCCCAUCGUGAGCAGGGGGACCGUUAUAGGUGUGGUGCAGAUGGUGAACAAGCUAAGCGGAAGUGCCUUCACUAAAACAGAUGAGAACAACUUUAAGAUGUUUGCUGUCUUUUGUGCUUUGGCCUUACACUGUGCAAAUAUGUACCACAGGAUCCGGCACUCUGAAUGCAUUUACAGAGUGACGAUGGAAAAACUGUCUUAUCACAGCAUCUGCACAUCAGAAGAAUGGAAGACCCUUACCCAGCUCAACCUCCCUGCACCCAUUUAUAAAGAGAUUGAAAUGUUCCACUUUGACAUUAGUCCCUUUGAGGAGAUCUGGCCUGCUGUCUUUAUCUACAUGGUUCAUAACUCCUGUGGAAAGACCAGCUUUGAGCUGGAGAAGCUGUGUCGGUUCACCAUGUCUGUACGAAAGAACUACCGACGUGUGCCCUACCACAACUGGAAGCACGCAGUGACGGUGGCACACUGUAUGUAUGCCAUCCUACAGAAAACCUCUGGGAUCUUCACAGAGCUAGAGAAGAAGGGUCUUUUGAUAGCCUGUCUGUGCCAUGAUCUGGACCAUCGGGGGUACAGCAAUGCAUACCUGCAGAAAUUUGACCAUCCACUGGCUGCUCUGUAUUCCACCUCCACCAUGGAGCAGCACCACUUCUCUCAGACCGUCUCCAUCCUACAGCUGGAAGGGCACAAUAUUUUCUCCAACCUGAAUUCCAUCGAGUACGAGCAGGUGCUGGAGAUCAUCCGGAAGGCCAUCAUUGCCACGGACCUCGCCCUGUACUUCAACAACCACCAGCAGCUGUCGGAGCUGCUGACCUCGGGUGGGCUGGACUUUAACAACCACUCACACAGGGACCGUGUGAUUGGUCUGAUGAUGACAGCAUGUGACCUGUGUUCUGUUACCAAGCGAUGGCAAAUCACACGACUCACAGCCAACGACAUCUAUGCUGAGUUCUGGGCCGAGGGAGAUGAGAUGAAGAAGAUUGGGAUGCAGCCGAUCCCUAUGAUGGACAGAGACAAGAAGGAUGAGGUUCCCCAAGGCCAAGUGGGAUUCUACAAUGCUGUUGCAAUUCCAUGCUACACGACACUAUCGGAGCUUUUCCCUCCAUCCAGUCCUCUUCUAAAAGCCUGCCAGGAGAACCUGGGCCAGUGGGAGAAGAUAGCACGGGGAGAGGUGGAGGACAUUGUACCCAGCCGACCUUGUGAUUCAGGCCCUGUCAAGGUGGACAACUGACUACCAAAGGGGUUACUGACCCACCAAAGGAAUACAGCCUGAAUCCUGCCACGGACCUGGAACUUUGUAGGAGGAAGAACCCACACAACCUGUAUUAGCAGGAGACAGAUCAGCUAAAGGCGACUUGACUUUGAAAACACACAGUUACCUCAUUGGGUGACGGAGGUGUCAACACUGGCGGUUUCACCGAUCCCAGAGACUGACAGACAGCUGAUGGGGAGGGACUUCAACCCAUCACCCUACGUCCAACGUUGUUUUAUUUUGGCUGUUUUAUGUUUUGUUUUUUUCUUUCAUUUGAGCUGAUUCUCUAUGGUCUUGUAUUUGCAGAGGCCUUACUCUGAACCUUUCACAGGCUAGGAUAUGUGAAAUCUUGUUGUCGGUUCAGGCUUUUUUGAAAUGGUACUGUUUGCCUUCUGUGGUAGGUUUAUCAUAUGCGCACUACUUCAGCAAGGUGUUCCCAGAGACAGAAGGAAUGUGUAGAGCAGAUGUAUGGUGUAAUGCCGCCUCACUGAGGAGGUGGAUGUCAGAAUGUUUUUUUAUUACUUUUUGAGCAAAAAUCCUUUGCAGUACUUGAAUAAAGAGAUACAGCCUAUUCUUCGUGGAGAUUGCAGAAAUCCCCCUGCAGCAUAUUCUACAAAACGUGGAUGAACUGUGACGAGAGAGGAGUUAGAUAAUGUCGACACUUGUGAACACAGUCACAAGAGAGUCACAAUGUUUCUCCCUGAAGUGGACCCCACAGCACUCCCCCUGGCUAGCCCUGGCAUUUAGGAACCUGCUGCAUAGUACACCAACUUUCUUCUGAUUAACAGCAUCUGACCCCAGGCCAGCAGUCAUAAUGUUUGUAGGAGCAAGACAAAAAAAGAGCAGGAUGCACAAAUAGCAUCAGUUUCAAUGAUUUAUAGUAAGCCAAGACUGCAUACUAUUGAAUUUCCACUCUCAACAACAACAUUUUUCACGCCACUAUCACAACAUUAAUUAUUUUAGACAACAAUCUGGUUCCUCUUAUUAAUCAGUAAUCACUUCUACUACCAUGAAUAAAACAUACUGCACAAGGUGGUUAAGUGUCCCAGUGAAUUAUAAAGAUUAGUUUGUUUGCAGAGACACAACAAACUUUUUACAGGUUGACUACCUUCUGUAAUGCCCAGACAGCACCCUGAUCUAUAUCACAUGGUUAAGGCGUGAUGAAUGUUAAAGAUGUAAAUUAAAUUUAGAGUGAAGGGUGGAAUAAGUUUCAGAUGUUUUCUCUCUUUGACAUAAAUGGGUGUCCUUGCAGGUUCAAAGCUGUAGUAUGAAACAUUAAUGACACUGAACGCUUUGUCAUUUUUGCUGUUGAUGCAGGGCACAGCAGCUCAACUGAAGUCUCAGCAACUGUCAGCUUCAUAUUUUCCCAUAUUAUAUUAUAAAACCUGUUAAGCUAAAAGUGCAUCAUGUGUCUAUCUCUGGGACUUGCAACUCAAGAAUGUUGGCUGAUUUUUUGCAGGUGUGUGUGACAGAAGUUCCCCUCACAUCCACAACCUGCCGAAGGAAAGAAAUCAUCCUCCCUUACGCUAAGUCUCCCAACGUCAUGCAAGGGGGUACAUUUGGACUCUUUCAAAUAAGUUUCCCAGAUCUUCCAAAAGACAAAUUGUUUUGUCUGAAACUGUCAUUCCAGUGGACAUUGUCCCUCCAAGACUGAAAUUCCCUCUCCAAUAAUUUGUUUUACGACUGGUACUGUGCUACCCCCCACCCCCAAAUGGUGUGAAUGUACAUUUUGAUGAAUGUUUAGUUGAUAGCAGAUCCUCGGUGGUGGCAUGUGGGUUAUAGUGCACCAUCAGUUUCCAUGAUGUGCUCUGUCUUACUUUUCAGAAUUGCUUCCAGUAAGCUUCAACCAAGAGCAACAAUUAGCAUGCACCUAAACUGAAGUUUAUAUAUAGUUUUGAAUAUAUACAGUAAUAGGUGUAUACUGUGUACAAUCUAGGAAUUAGUUUGUACAGACUGAGAUGUUUGCUCUGAUGGUGCUAAACUGAAUGGCAGUCAUGCGCUUUCUGAGUGGGUGUGUAGACUGUAUGCAUGUGAGAGAGUGUGUGUGUAUCGGUGUAUGUGUGUAUGAGAGAGAGAGAGGGAGAGAAAGCUCUUGACUGUCUCUUUUCCCACUCCAACCCCACCUGAGAACAUGGUCCAUAACACUGCACUGUCCCUCCUACUUUUCAGCACCAGUUAUAUCCCAUUGUCUGCACUAUGUUUAGCUUAUGAUCUUUUAUCAUUAUUAUUGAUGAUGAUUAUUAUUAUUGCUCUUAUUACUAUUGUUAUUUUCUUUAGAGUUAAAUUUAAAUUAACUUAUAUUUUUUAUACAAAGAAAAAUAAUGUUGGCCUUUUUGUUUUGUACAAAGUAAACAUCAAGAUAAACAAAACGGUCUAGACAUGUUACUGUUACCCAGAAUAAUUGAGGAAUGUCUCAACUGUAAAUGUAAGAGCAGUAGCCCAAAUGACUUUUAUUAAAUACCUGAAAAAUA
This is a messenger RNA of Lates calcarifer (barramundi perch), 6004 nucleotides long. RefSeq names its product phosphodiesterase 10A (gene pde10a). Lineage: Eukaryota; Metazoa; Chordata; Actinopteri; Centropomidae. Gene Ontology annotation, biological process: signal transduction; negative regulation of receptor guanylyl cyclase signaling pathway. Gene Ontology annotation, molecular function: 3',5'-cGMP-stimulated cyclic-nucleotide phosphodiesterase activity; protein binding. The transcript has 22 exons. The coding region runs from base 1134 to 3512 and encodes 792 amino acids. The record is from RefSeq and is a predicted model, not a curated record.